GCUGGGGACAACUCCGAGGCCUUGGAUGCUCAGGCGGGCUCAGUGGAUGAAGAGAACGUCCGGCAGCUGGGAGAGAUAGAGCUGCAGUGUGGCAUUUGCACCAAGUGGUUCACAGCAGACACGUUUGGCAUCGAUACCACAUCAUGCCUGCCCUUCAUGACCAACUACAGCUUCCAUUGCAACGUUUGCCAUCACAGCGGGAACACCUACUUCUUAAGAAAACAAGCAAAUCUCAAGGAAAUGUGCCUUAGUGCUCUGGCCAACUUAACGUGGCAGUCGAGGACACAAGAUGAGCACCCAAAAACCAUGUUCUCAAAAGAUAAGGAUAUUAUUCCAUUUAUUGAUAAGUACUGGGAGUGUAUGACAACGCGACAGAGACCUGGGAAAAUGACUUGGCCUAAUAAUAUUGUCAAAACCAUGUGUAAAGAAAGAGAUGUGUUCUUGGUGAAAGAGCAUCCGGACCCGGGGAGUAAAGACCCAGAGGAAGAUUACCCCAAGUUUGGGCUUCUAGACCAAGAUCUCGCCAACAUUGGUCCUGCGUACGAUAACCAGAAACAGAGCAGUGCUGUAUCCACAAGUGGAAGCUUAAAUGGGGGAAUUGCUGCAGGAGGCAGUGGGAAGGGACGGGGAGCGAAGCGCAAGCAGCAGGACGGAGGGACCACGGGUACGGCCAAGAAGACCAGAAGUGACCCGCUGUUCUCUGCCCAGCGCCUGCCACCCCACGGUUAUCCUCUGGAGCACCCCUUCAAUAAAGAUGGAUAUCGUUACAUCUUGGCUGAGCCUGACCCCCACGCCCCUGACCCGGAAAAGCUGGAGCUGGACUGCUGGGCAGGGAAGCCCAUUCCUGGGGACCUCUACAGAGCCUGCCUGUACGAGCGAGUCCUCCUGGCGCUGCACGACCGAGCGCCUCAGCUGAAGAUUUCCGACGACAGGCUGACUGUUAUCGGCGAGAAGGGCUACUCCAUGGUGCGAGCCUCGCACGGAGUGCGGAAAGGAGCGUGGUACUUCGAAAUAUCCAUGGAUGAGAUGCCUCCAGACACAGCUGCCAGAUUAGGCUGGUCACAGCCCUUAGGGAACCUCCAGGCGCCUCUGGGAUACGACAAGUUCAGUUACUCCUGGCGCAGCAAAAAGGGAACCAAGUUUCACCAGUCGAUAGGGAAACACUAUUCAUCUGGCUACGGACAGGGCGAUAUACUGGGAUUUUACAUCAGUCUUCCAGAAGAUACUGAGACUGCCAAAUCGCUGCCCGACACUUACAAAGAUAAGGCUUUGAUCAAAUUCAAAAGCUACUUGUACUUUGAAGAGAAGGACUUUGUGGACAAAGCAGAGAAGAGCCUGAAGCAGGCACCCGGGAGCCAGAUAAUAUUCUUCAAGAACGGUGCGAGCCAAGGAAUUGCCUUCAAAGACAUCUUUGAAGGAGUUUAUUUUCCUGCUAUUUCUUUGUACAAAGGCUGCACGGUUUCUAUAAACUUUGGGCCCUAUUUCAAGUAUCCUCCUAGAGAUAUCACUUACCGUCCGAUGAGUGACAUGGGCUGGGGUGCUGUUGUAGAGCACACGCUCGCAGAUGUACUGUAUCACGUAGAGACAGAAGUUGAUGGAAGACGAAGCCCACCCUGGGAGCCAUAAACGACGUCAGCGGUGCCGCGUUAACAAAAAAAGACACAGUGGGUAUCCAGUCAAGUGGUUUUUAUUCUAGAGAAACAUGCAUCACUCGGAACGAUCAGCCAACGAGCAAACAAGCUGCAGCCCUUGAUGGCAGGUGUCGUGUGUAUCUGUUGCCUGCUGAAGACUGACGCCCUGCCACUCUGCUGGAGUCUGAGUGAACGCAGUUCUAGCGUGUGUUGUGCUGUUUGUGGGCAUCUCUUGGACUCUUCAGUAACUCUUACCAUGUAGGUAGCUGAAGGAGCGAGCGUUGGGGCGAGGUAACGUCCCCUGAGUUGUACCCGGGCUGUAACAGGCGUUUGCUCCCUCAGAGCAGGCUCUGGUUGGACCAACCUGCUGUGAGUACACCCGGCAGAAGCAACGGUGACGCUUCUGCUGAGCUGCGUUUGGCCAACUGUGAACAGCAGCUGCCAGCCAGAGGAUUGUGUUGUAACAAGACUACUGCAUGUAAGGCUGAAAUUUGGGCUUCUGCCCAAACUGUAUUUUUUUUUCCCACAAACUGGAAACCAGUUAAAAAAUAAAAGCUUUAACUCUUAC
This is a messenger RNA of Tauraco erythrolophus (red-crested turaco), 2199 nucleotides long. The record is from RefSeq and is a predicted model, not a curated record. Lineage: Eukaryota; Metazoa; Chordata; Aves; Musophagiformes; Musophagidae.